Sphaerulina musiva SO2202 is the source of this 5697-nucleotide messenger RNA. RefSeq lists its product as uncharacterized. NCBI's taxonomy places the organism in Eukaryota, Fungi, Ascomycota, Dothideomycetes, Mycosphaerellales, Mycosphaerellaceae. Bases 634 to 5373 code for a protein of 1579 amino acids. The transcript has 3 exons. The record is from RefSeq and is a predicted model, not a curated record.
CGAGAGAGAGAGAGAGAGAGAGAGAGAGACAGAGAGAGAGGGAGAGAGCGAGGGGAAGAGAGAGCGAGAGACAGAUAGCGAGAGUGUGAACUUGGGUGUGGGGGUUGUGUAUGAGCAAGAGAGUGCACGUGUGUGUGUGGGAGAGAGUGAGAGAGAGCGCGCGCCAGUACGACAGAACGGCAGCAAGAGGACAGAGGGAGUCGAGAACAACCUGUGCUCACAAUAGGUACCUCCACCUCCUACCAACGCCAGUGCCUAACACCACGACGUCUGGCCCGGACGAACCACCACCACUGUCAAGCACUCUCCAGUUGAAAUCUACCUACGCACUCGUCCCGUUGGCGGUACCACCACCUUCGCACCUGACGCCCGCCUUCUUCCGCUCCACCUCGACCGCACUGACAAUACAAUCCAUUCACCACCACUACCAACAUCGCCACCGACACCGACCUCGACUCUAGCAUCGGCUCCACCUCGACUGCCCGCCCCCUCUGCCACUUGCGACACCUCGCCCGCCGAAUGUCGAUACGCAAACGAGCUGAACAACAGGCCCCGCCCACCGAAGACUGAUAGUGGCAGCAACAGAGGCAUCCCUGGCGCGACGUGCACCUUCGAGUGCAGGCUGUUGUCGCCAUGGAGCAGCAGAAUAACAACGGCAACAACAUGAUGCUGCCGAACGGCAUGAACCCCAUGGGUAUGGGCAUGGGCGGCGGCGGCGGCAUGCAGCGCCCGCAGCCUGGCAAUCAGUCGCAGCAAAUGUACGCGAACAUUGCACAGGAACUCAAGAAGAAUAUGCACAAGUUCGUGGGCGGCUGGCAACAGUCGCAUCCUAUCGGUGACCGCGCAACUCGCAUCAUGCAGCUAGUCAGCCACCUCCGCCUAAUUAACCCGGAUAUCAAUAUCUGCAUGGGAAUUGCACAGAAAUGGGAAGUGCGCACAUUUGAAGAAUCUCAAAACAAGGAGCAGUACGUCGAGCGCAUGGAGCAGAAGCUGAACGAGAUCCGCCAGCGCCGUAGUCAGCACGCGGGUAACAUUCCUCUGGGCGUGGCUGGUGCGAUGCCAAACGGUCAGAUGCCCAACAACGGUAUGAUGCGCCAAGGGAAUAUGAUGGCUGGAUUGCCAAAUAUGGGCAACAUGUCGAACAUGCAGAAUAUGGGCAACAACAUGAACGGCAUGAAUGGUAUGAGCGGCCUGGGCUUCUCGAACAAUCCGAUGAAUGGGCAGAACGGACUAUUUCCGGCACAGCUGGCGCGCCAGAUGCAGCCAUCGCCCGUGAAUAUGCCAGGCCAGGCGGGAACACUGGACCCCUCGGCGCUCCAGAUAUCACGACAGCAAUCGCAGCAGCAGCAACAGCAACAACAACAGCAGGUCCAGCAGCAACAGCAAAACGCGAUCAACCAGGCAGGCCCGCAGCAGCAGGCGUCAAACAUGGCACAAGGUGGCCAAGCGCAAUCAGGGCCGAAUAUGCAGGCUAUGAUCACAGGGCGGGCACGACAAAUGUACGACCAGAUCUCGGAGGACCAAAAAAGAAACAUGCGCCAAAAGUUGGUUUCACAGAUGUCUGAACAGCAACUCCAGAUGAUGCAACAGAGCCGUCGCGAUCCUGUGAUGCAAUUUUGCAUCAAAAGGGCCCAGGAACAAUUUGCGAAAAUUCAGGGCCAGCGCAUUCAACAGAAUCCUGGCGUCCCAGCGAAUGGCAAUAUGAAUACGCAAAUGGGCAAUAACGCUCCGCAGCAGCGACCGCCAUCUCAAGCUGGCGGACAGAACUUUGAUGUGUCUGGUAUACUCGGCCAGCAGGCCAAUGCACUCAAGUUACAGGAUGCCGGCGAGCAGGUCGUUCCGGCCAGUAAUAACAACUCCAACAGCUUCAACAUGGGGCUUGGCAAUAAUCAGAGCAUAAAUCCACAAAUGCUGAACAACCAAGGCUCCGCCGGCGGACAGAGUAACAAUAACUCUAUCGGCCAGCAGCAAGCCACGUUUUACAAUCAGCAAAGGAACCCGCAGCAGCAAGAUCGACUGCAAAAACAGAUGUUGGCACAGCAGCAUGCCAUGCAAGCAGCUCGAAUGCAACAGGGUCCACUUACGGGACAGCCAGGCGGUUUACAUGCGCAAAAUGCUUUUAACGGUGGCGCCGCGCCUAGCCCGGCCAUGUCGAUGCUGAAUAGACCAAUGGUGCCACCAGGACAGAUCACUCCGGGCACCCCACAACCGAAUCGACAGCAACCCAUGCCUCAGACUCCAAUGAAUGGCGCCAACCAGCUCAUGCAGCAUCAUCAAAACAUGGUGAACCAGAACAACCAGUUGCACAAUCAUCAGACACAGCAGAUGAUACCGCAGAACGCAAUCCACAGUUUGCUGCAACGGGUACCGCCUGAAUAUCGUGCACGGCUCACGUCGAUGCCCCCUGAGCAGAUGCAAGCGAUGCUGGCAAGGCUCGCCAAUGCCAACAAGUUACCGAGUGGCCUAGGCCAGCCAGGUCCGAUGAAUCCACCUGGCAUGCCGAUGCAAGGUGGGCAGCAACAGUCGAACAUGCUGCAGCAGCAGAUGGGUAAUGCUAUGCCAGGCUUCAAUUCCCAGCUACCGCCGGACCACCCGAACAUGCAGAUGAACCAACCCAACACGAUGCAACGCCAGCAACCGACGCAGCAGACGCAACAAAUGGCACACAUGAGGCAACAGAUUCUGGAUUCGAAACCAUUUCCGAGGUCUGUGCUUUCCGCCCUAUCCAUUUCCGUACCGCCACAAGUGCAGAAAUGGAUUGAUCUGAAGCAGCACAUUGCACAAAACGCAUCCGUGGUACCUCCACAGACGCAGGAAAAGCUUCGGCACCUGCAGCAACAAUGGUAUCAGUCUCAUCCGCAAGAGGUCAACACUGCCAUGCACUCGCUGCUCUACCAGAAGCGGGCUCAGGAACAGGGCCAGAACAACCAACAAUCAAUGCUCGUAAACAAUAUGCAGCAACCGGGGAUGACUGGUGGUUCGCAAGCUCCGCCCGCGCAGAUGGUGCCUCCCGCACCAAUGAUGCAAGCUCCCCAGCCAAAUGCUACGCCCGGCAGUAAUCCCACCCAGCAGCAGGCCUUGCAUGCUAACAUACUACGAUCCAUCUCACCAGAGGACAUGCAGAAAUGGCGAAUGCAGGCCGGCCAGCGCGCUCAAGGACUCACAGACGACCAAGUCAGACAAGUCAUGGCGAGCUACAGGCUAGAACGGCUGCGGCAGGCGCAAAUGCAGCAGGGACAGAGGCCACCAGGUCAAAAUCCGCAGAUUCCGCGACCCCCGCAGGCAAACAUGCCCAAUGGCGCUCAGCCCCAACAGCGUAUGCCCCAGCCGGGACAGCAUCAAGCUACCGUGGGCCAAAAGCCAUCUCAACAGGCGAACGACGAUGUGAUCGAAAUCUCCAACCCAGCGAUGCAGCAGCAGGCCCCGCAAGCCCCUCCAAUGCAAGCUUCGCACUCGCAGCAGCGGAUGCCGACACAGGAGCAGAUCGCGCAAUUAACACCAGAGCAGAAGGCCGCCUGGACGCAGAAGCGGCAGCAAAUCGAGGCUCUGCGGAGAGCACAGGGUGGUGUGAACGCGACAGGCAACCCGAGCACUGGUAUGCCAGCGAAUGGCUCCGAGGCGCAGCAGAAUCUCGGCCAGAAAUUAGGCGCUAUCAUGCGCGAGAUUCAGAGCUCCACGCGCAAAGGACCCCCUGUCAAUUUGGAUGCAGAAGGACGCGAGAGAGUUCGGUCAUCACUGGCACGACUUUGGAAGCCAGUGAUGACGAUGCAACAAACUUUUCUUGCGGCCAUGACCUGGGGAAUGGAACAACAAAUCAAGGACAUUGCUCGCACCAAGAUGAUUGUCGCACAGAAUUGCAAAGAUGAGCAUGGUACGGUGAACGAGUUUUACUCGGUAACACUGCAGCAGCUGCAGGAGAUGGAGCGGACCGUGGCAACGUACAUGAACGAUUUUAAGAGCAUGCAAAUGCGUAUGCAAGCUCAGAAGGGGGCUGCAAUCAAAGACCAGCAGCCUGCGGCCCCUGCCAUGGCACCGGCCGCUUCACAACAAGGGCAUAGUCGGAAGGCAUCAAAUAUUAAAGCUCCACCGGCGCCGACGGAUGAGAAGAAGUUCGAUUGGGCCGCUCAGAGUCCUGGUGUGCCAAUGUACGCACAUGAGCAGCCUGGUCUCACCCAAGACAAGCUCAAGUUCCCGCCUCAAAAGAAGCGCAAGCCCAACCAGCCUGGUAGCCAAGUUUCGACACCUGCUGCGCAGACUGGCACUCCCGCAACUGCUGGUGCGAGCCCCGCUAUCGCCAGUGGCAAGGCACAACAAAGUCCCGAGCAGACGAGAAAGACUCAGCAGCAGCUCAAGGCUGAGGCGGAUCGCGAAGCAGAGGCGAAGAGAUUUCGAUGCAAAGACCUUGCCUGUGAAUAUUCCUUGCAUGGCUUCGAUACUGAAGCUCAGCUUGAGGACCACGACAAGGCUGAGCACCAGCCGAUUGAGGACCCUCUGGCCUUCUUCCUCGCAAAUGCCACAAUGGCACUGGACGUCGAUGAUCAGGGCAACGCCGGCCUCAAAGCGACUGUGUCUGACGCCAAAGGCACUUCUGUUGCCAUUCCUCCGACAAAGCCACGUUUCAGUGUCAAGGCUGCGUCGCCGAAGGAAGCCACCAAAGCAGGCGAAGAUGCACGCAACAAGACCACCGUGCCUACACCGAGUCAACAGAAGCCCGGCAAGAAGCAGACUGAGGCUGACGUGCAUAGCGAUAAGGUCAAAGAGAUUGAGGAGGAGGAGACGAUGCAAGCGACAAUGACAAAGAAGCUGAACCUUCCCGUCCUUCCGGUCGAGCCAAGUGUGCCUGGCGCAGAGAUGCACGAAGACGACGACGUCGACAUGUUCGACUUCGGUCUCUCCGGCGACGGUCCCGAUGGCAUGGAUCUCUUUGGCAUGGACUCGAACCAGAUGUCGUUUGAAAGCAUCGAAGAAAUGGCGCGGAUGGGCGCAGCGUGGGAGCCGGUGGAAGGCGACCUGAGCUCAUGGCGACUGUCGGACGCGCCGGAGUUGACGGACUCGUCACCUGAGCGUACGCCCAGUGAUGGGUCGCAGAGCAGCCAUGCCAGCGAUGUGAGCCAGAGUGAUACAAUGCGGUUCAUCAUCAGCUGCGAGAACGACGCGUGGGAUGCGUUUGGCACGGGAGAAUGCGGGAUUGCAGCGAGCAUGAUGCCCAUGUACACUCAGAUCAAGGACAUGAUGGGGUCGCAGGAGGGCGAUGUGAAGGAUGCGAGCAGUCCGAGAAAGAGAAAGGCAGUGGAAGAGGCAUGGGACGCGCCGGUGAGGGAUUUCCUCGAGAACGACUUUUUUGGGUCGCAUAACCAGGCGGGAAGCAACUAGUGUUGUGUUCAGUUGUUACAAAGAACGGCGACAGACGUAGGGACGAGGGUAUGCGUAUGUGGGAAUGGUGUUUGCGACAAGGGUCAUUGUUUGAGGGCAACAGCGAGAAGUGAGGACAAGAUUUGCGCACAGAGGUCGGCGGGAUGAUGCCGAGGUUAGAGUAAGCUUUGACUCUGCGAAGAUUGCGAGCAGAAGAGCGAUGGCGUUGAGGCGUGUGUGUCUCUUUUGAUGAUACCCUUUUUUACUUGGUUGGACCCACCCAUGUCAUGGGGGGGUUGUGUGAGUGAGUAGUAUAUAACAGAUAGAAGGACAGAAACACUGGCG